Papilio polytes (common Mormon) is the source of this 1109-nucleotide messenger RNA. RefSeq names its product fork head domain transcription factor slp2-like. The transcript has a single exon. Gene Ontology annotation, cellular component: nucleus. The record is from RefSeq and is a predicted model, not a curated record. Gene Ontology annotation, molecular function: sequence-specific double-stranded DNA binding; DNA-binding transcription factor activity. Gene Ontology annotation, biological process: regulation of transcription by RNA polymerase II. Lineage: Eukaryota; Metazoa; Arthropoda; Insecta; Lepidoptera; Papilionidae. The coding region runs from base 19 to 798 and encodes 259 amino acids.
GGCUCGCGAUGCCGCACUAUGACGCCGCCGCACAGCUUCGCCAUCCGCGACUUGUUGCCCGAGGCGUCCUCCCCCGCACCCUCGCCACCCUCACCCUCGCCGCCCGUCUCUCCCCUGCCCUCCGACACCGAACUCGACGUCACCGGCACCGGGACGCCGCCGCCCGGUGCCUCCGCCGGCACCAGCACUCCCGACCGGACUAAGAGCGAAAAACCCGCCUACAGCUACAACGCCCUCAUCAUGAUGGCCAUCCGCAGCAGCCCCGAGAAGAGACUCACGCUCAACGGUAUCUACGAGUACAUCAUGAAGAAUUUUCCCUAUUACAAAGAAAAUAAGCAGGGCUGGCAGAACUCCAUCAGACACAACUUGAGUCUGAACAAGUGCUUCGUGAAGGUGCCGCGGCACUACGACGACCCCGGCAAAGGUAAUUACUGGAUGCUGGACCCCUCCUCGGACGACGUGUUCAUCGGAGGUACGACGGGUAAGCUGCGCCGGCGCAGCACGGCCGCCUCGCGGUCGCGUCUUGCGGCGUUCAAACGCGGCGCUAUCCUGCACCCGAUGUUCGGCAACCCGUACGCCUCGCUGGUGGGGCUGUACCCGCCGCUGCUGUCGGUGUACGGGCGCUACGCGCUGCCGGCGCCGUUGCUGCGCCUGCCGCCGCCACCCGCCGCCUACCACCAGCUGUACCGGCGACUGCACGGCCUAGCGCCGCCGCACAGCCCACCACACGCGCCCCACGCUCCGCAUGAGCCCCACGACCCUCGCGAGCCUGAUCCCCACAUUCUGAAGCAUAGUUGAUAGAAGCAGUGUGACGGCCCGUUUCGAAGGUAUUCCCGCGAUAUCUCCCCGAAGACGCGCCGCCCGCGCCGACCGCGCCGCGGUGUCCCAGACUGUGAUACGAGUGAACGUGAACGACCGAGUGUAUGACGUGCGACCGGCUGCCUGUCGCCGCUGCCCUCUCUAUUUAUUUAUCGCCGUAAGAAUUUAUUUAAUAAAUAAAUAUAAUUUAACUUUAAGAGGCUAGUUUAAGUUAUAUUGGACGCAAUAAAUGUUUCGAGCAGUUUGCUUACAAAAAUGUGUUCAUAUUUAUCCUUAUCUCGUAAAGGUAA